Molecule: messenger RNA, 669 nt
Organism: Penicillium diatomitis
Lineage: Eukaryota; Fungi; Ascomycota; Eurotiomycetes; Eurotiales; Aspergillaceae
Product: flavin-linked sulfhydryl oxidase ERV2
Exons: 3
Coding region: 1-669 (222 amino acids)
Cellular component (GO): mitochondrion
Molecular function (GO): flavin-dependent sulfhydryl oxidase activity; flavin adenine dinucleotide binding
Source: RefSeq, a predicted model, not a curated record
AUGGCCAACCGACAAAUGACACGGCGCAUCGGCAUCAGCGCUGUAAUUUCCAUAUGUCUGAUAUUUUUCCUCUUUCUCCGUCCACAAGGACCACUCAGCCCUGCGGUCCGGGCACCAGGACACAUCAACCACGGUGGGAAUGCGGCAUCCGGGGUCGUCAUUCAACCAGACACGUUAAAGGGGGCUGUGAUAAUGCCCAAGCUAGGCAAUGCGACAGCCAAAGCGGAGUUAGGUCGUGCGACUUGGAAAUACUUCCACACUGUUAUGGCGCGAUUUCCUGAAAAGCCUACCGAAGACCAGCAGGAUGCAUUACGCUCGUACAUUCACCUUUUUGCACGAUUAUAUCCAUGCGGUGAAUGUGCGGAACAUUUCCAGCAACACUUGAACAAGUACCCCCCACAGGUCUCCUCGCGCAAUGCUGCCGCUGGGUGGGCAUGUUUCAUUCACAACGAGGUCAAUGCGAUGCUUGAAAAGCCGGAAUUUGACUGCACCAACCUCGGUGCAUUCUACGACUGUGGCUGCGCCGAAGACGAAGCCAAGGGUGACGAUGGAAAAGAUAAGGAGAAGAGCAAGGAGGCAGGUCAUUCGGCGACGACCCGUGGCGACGGCAAGCAGGAUGCGGGCGACGCACACGAUCACCUGGCCGUGGAGAUCUCCAAAGAAGCGUAA